GCUCCGCGUCCCGCUCCGCGCCCGCCCGCCCGCUCCACUGGGCUGGGCCGCGCGGCCAUGAGGCUGCGGGGAUGCGGUCCCCGGGCCGCCCCCGCGUCCAGCGCAGGGGCCGGCGACGCUCGAAGGCUGGCGCCCCCGGGGCGGAACCCCUUCGUGCACGAGCUGCGACUCAGCGCCCUGCGCAAGGCCCAGGUGGCCAUGAUGACACUGACACUCUUCCCCGUGCGGCUGUUGCUGGCGGCCCUCAUGAUGCUGCUGGCCUGGCCCUUCGCGCUCGCCGCGUCGCUGGGAUCCGCCGAGAAGGAGCCCGAGCAGCCCCCGGCCUUGUGGCGCAGGGUCGUGGACGUCCUGCUCAAGGCCAUCAUGCGCACCAUGUGGUUUGCCGGCGGCUUCCACCGCGUGACCGUGAAGGGGCGGCAGGCACUGCCCACCGAGGCGGCCAUCCUCACGCUGGCGCCACACUCCUCCUACUUCGACGCCAUCCCUGUCACCAUGACGAUGUCCUCCAUCGUGAUGAAGGCUGAGAGCAGGGACAUCCCGAUCUGGGGAACUCUGAUAAGGUACAUUCGGCCAGUGUUCGUGUCCCGCUCGGACCCGGAUUCUCGCAGGAAAACAGUGGAAGAGAUCAAGCGACGCGCACAGUCCAGCGGGAAGUGGCCGCAGAUAAUGAUUUUCCCAGAAGGAACUUGCACGAACCGGACCUGCCUCAUCACCUUCAAGCCUGGUGCGUUCAUCCCCGGGGUCCCCGUCCAGCCUGUGGUCUUACGAUAUCCAAAUAAACUGGACACCAUCACGUGGACGUGGCAGGGACCUGGAGCGUUGGAAAUCCUGUGGCUUACGCUGUGUCAGUUUCACAAUCAAGUGGAAAUUGAGUUCCUCCCGGUCUACAGCCCUUCCGAGGAGGAGAAGAGAAGCCCUGCGCUGUAUGCUCGGAACGUGCGGCGCGUCAUGGCAGAAGCCUUGGGCGUCUCCGUGACAGACUACACGUUUGAGGACUGCCAGCUGGCCCUGGCAGAAGGACAGCUCCGUCUGCCCGCCGACACUUGCCUCUUAGAGUUUGCCCGGCUCGUGCGGGGCCUGGGGCUAAAACCAGAAAAACUUGAAAAGGAUCUGGACAAAUAUUCGGAAAGUGCGAAGAUGAUGGGAGGAGAGAAGAUUGGGGUUUCCGAGUUCGCGGCGUACCUGGAGGUCCCCGUGUCCGAUGUGCUGGAAGACAUGUUCUCGCUGUUUGACGAGGGCGGCGGCGGCAAGGUGGACCUGCGGGAGUACGUGGUGGCCCUGUCUGUCGUCUGCCGGCCCGCCCAGACCCUGGACACCAUCCGGCUGGCGUUCAAGAUGUACGGGUCCCCGGAGGAUGGCAGCAUAGACGAGGAUGCCUUGUCCUGCAUCCUCAAGACUGCCCUGGGGGUGGCAGAGCUUUCUGUGACCGACCUCUUUCGAGCCAUCGAUGAGGAGGAGAAGGGGACGAUCACAUUCGCCGACUUCAGCCGGUUUGCAGAAGCGUACCCCGACUUCGCGGAGCAGUACUUGUAUCCGGACCGGACGCGCUUCGACAGCUGUGCGCAGACGCCGCCCGCGCCAACCCCCAACGGCUUCUGCACCGACUUCAGCCCCGACGGCUCGGACGCUGGCAGGAGGCCUUUCCGCAAGAAACUGGACUAGGCCGCGGCUGCGGGAGACCGGCCGCUGCUUGCGAGUCUGGGUCUCACUCCCGCUGCUGCGGUCCCGGCGCCUCCAGCCCGGGUUCCGGAAGACGG
Messenger RNA from Lemur catta (Ring-tailed lemur), 1757 nucleotides. RefSeq names its product lysophosphatidylcholine acyltransferase 1 (gene LPCAT1). The record is from RefSeq and is a predicted model, not a curated record. NCBI's taxonomy places the organism in Eukaryota, Metazoa, Chordata, Mammalia, Primates, Lemuridae. The coding region runs from base 58 to 1662 and encodes 534 amino acids. The transcript is spliced from 14 exons. Gene Ontology annotation, molecular function: calcium ion binding.